AUGGUGGUAUAUUUGGCAUUAACAAUUGUACAUGUCCAUCUGGAUGGAUGGGUGACUGCUGCAAAGAAGCCUGCACAAAUGUAUAUUUUGGUAACAAUUGCCAACAAGUAUGUAGCUGUGAAAAUGGCAUUUGGUGAUCAUAUAACUGGAAAAUGUGCAUGUUAUACUGGUUGGACUGGAAGAAACUGCAAAAAACCAUGUAACUAUCAAUAUUUUGGUGUUGACUGCAAAGAAAACUGUGAAUGUGAAAAUGGUAAAUGCAAUCACGUGACCGGAAAUUGCACCUGUCAGCCUGGAUGGACUGGAAGUACUUGUAAUGAUACUUGCAAGUAUGGAUAUUUCGGACUUGGAUGUCUUGCAAAAUGCUCGUGUCAAAACGGAUACUGUGAUAAUGAAAGUGGAAACUGUACGUGUGAAGUAGGCUGGAACGGUUUACCUUGUGAUGAAAUUGUUAGCAAUUCGCGUUAUGGAAACUUGUAUACGACGAAAUUUGGAGGUUUUGUGGUUUUGAUUCUGAUGCUCAUAUGUUUGGCAGUCAUUUGUAUAAAGUUACGUCGUAUCAGGAAUCAAGCAUCACAUACAACAACGAGAAUUACACCACCAGCACCUACAAAUACGGAGGACACAUCUCAACACUACGAGUAUAUAGAUACAGGCAAUUCCAGCAUUAACAAUGAACAUGAACAAAUAACGGAGCAGUACGAAAAUCUACGUACCUCUGACGAUUACGAAGAAAUGUCUGACUACGAUAUUAUUAUAAAACAAAACACUGGGUGUGAAAACACAACUAACAUAAAUUUACAUCAGUAUGAACCUCUACGUGGAUCAAAGAAACGUUCACAUAUUUAUUUAAAAACUCGUCCUGACGGAGAUCAGAUGUAUUCAGAAGUCUAUGGAUAA
Mytilus trossulus (common blue mussel) is the source of this 900-nucleotide messenger RNA. RefSeq names its product protein draper-like. The record is from RefSeq and is a predicted model, not a curated record. The coding region runs from base 1 to 900 and encodes 299 amino acids. The transcript has 5 exons. Gene Ontology annotation, molecular function: scavenger receptor activity. Lineage: Eukaryota; Metazoa; Mollusca; Bivalvia; Mytilida; Mytilidae.